Gigantopelta aegis is the source of this 6008-nucleotide messenger RNA. RefSeq lists its product as uncharacterized. Gene Ontology annotation, molecular function: zinc ion binding; ubiquitin-protein transferase activity. NCBI's taxonomy places the organism in Eukaryota, Metazoa, Mollusca, Gastropoda, Neomphalida, Peltospiridae. Gene Ontology annotation, cellular component: nucleoplasm; chromatin. Bases 1 to 5247 code for a protein of 1748 amino acids. The record is from RefSeq and is a predicted model, not a curated record. Gene Ontology annotation, biological process: positive regulation of DNA-templated transcription. The transcript has a single exon.
AUGGCUUCUGGGACGAAGUUUAUGAAAGAGAUCAGUGAUCAGUUUCUGAUCUGUAAAAUUUGUAUCGAGCCGUUCAAAGAGCCGAAGACUUUGUCCUGUUUGCACAGCUUCUGUCUGUGCUGUUUGCAGAAACAGGCCGACGCGGUUAACGAUCGUCCGUCGCGUUUUUACAGCCGUUAUCUGACGUGUCCCCUGUGUAGACAGAAGACCGAAAUUCCCACAGGAGGAAUACGAAGGCUACCGGAUAAUUUUCUUGUUUGUAGUUUAACUGAAGUUGUCAACAGACGACAGAGGUCGAAAGUCCCGCCUUGCGAAAUAUGUCAACAAGUUCGCACAAAGAGUAACGACGCGUGCUCCAAGUGUCUGGACUGCAGCAAGUUAUUGUGCAAGGCUUGUGUCCAGCUGCACGGGAGCACCAAGGUGACGCAGAAACACAGCCUGAUCGAUAUUCAGGAGGAGAAGAACAUAGAAUGCAAGACGCACCCGGAGGAGAUUGUCCGGUUUUACUGUGAACCGUGCGAAGCGUGCAUCUGUGUCGUGUGUGCUUUUCAGGACCAUCGCAGCCACGAUGUGUGUUCCUUCAGUGAUGGAUUUGCCAAAUACAAAGAUGGGUUAGAUCUGUUGCUGAAGAAAGGUCAAAGCAGAAUGGCUGACGUAGAUUCGAGAAUUAAGAUGAUUGACAACUACCAGAAGGUAAUUAAGGAAACUAGGGAAAAUAUUCGAGAUUUGGCUAUUAGCUACAUCUCUAAAGUCAGGCAGACCGAGAAAGCUCUGCUGAAAAAGGUUGAUGAUUUAGUUGGUGAUAAUACAAUGGAAUUCUUGAAAAACCGCAACUGGUUGCAGGAGAACUGGGAUAAUUUAAACAACACGUGUAAUUUGACUCAGAUCAUUAUGAAAGAUAAUGGCGUUGAAAUGCUUCUUCUAAAACAAGAAAUCCAAGCCAAGAUGGGUACAUUGCUAGAGACCGACCUUCCGGAUCUACCCAAAGAUGUUCCUAGUCAGAUUCGAUUUGUUCCGGGAGAUGUGAAAUUAGGACACAUAUCUGUGUCUGAGGGCAAAGACCAAAUAGAAAUAAAUGGCAUUGCCGAUACAAACAACAGCACGAAGUUUGAACAAACACAAACGGAGCAAAUACAACAGAAACAACUCGCUGAUAGUGUCACAACAAUGUCCUUUGAUAUGACAAUCGAGUUGGUGGACGGAUCCAUACAAACACCGUCAGUAAAUCUCAUAUCACGUGACACAUCCACCGAUAAAUGCCAGACUCGCGACAAAGGUGUUUCGGUUUAUAUUCAAGACACGCGAGCUAAAGGGACCAUGACGGACAAGCAAGAUAAGCGAUCUCUGAAAUGCCAGACAGAACGACUGCAUAUGUUUGACCAGGAGACCAACACCCCAAGACUAAUACUGCCGUCCGUAGAUGUGAUGGUGAACACGCCUGUUGCCAAGACGUCGAGGUCGUCGGUUAGCAAAGGUCUUCAGGUUCAAGCUCGAACCUCCACUAAACUCACCAACACGGACACGAUACCUAACGAUGCAGACACACUCACGUCUCCGACGUCACCUCAAAACAUUCGAAGGAACCUGGACGCAGUUUGUAAUGGUGUUGAUAUUCCCCAGUCAGAAACUCCCAAAUCAUGGAUACGCAGUCGGAAAAUACAAACAAAUGUUUCAGCCAUGGAGUUUCAUGGAGAUGAUUCAGCAUUUGUUAAUAACUUACUAAAUGGAGAUGAAAAUCAUGCACACCCAAAUCAUAAGGCGUCAGUUGAAAUGAAAGAUGCGCAAGUGAAUACUUCAUUCAAUGUGCGAAUUGUUCCAGAAAUGUUCGAGAAAGAAACAUCCCCAGAAGCCAGAACGUCAAAAGAUAUAGCAACUUCUGCCUUUCCCGUGUCCAAAGCUACAGACACCCAGACACAGCGUGUUAUGUCCAAAGAUAUUGCUAUAACUACGGACUACAGUGGUCAAAGUCAUAAGGCUACCUCAACUCAAAGAACCAAUUCUGUCGAUUGCUACACCCAGAUGAUGCAAGUGAAGCUAGAACAUAAGGUUACGUGGACAGACAAGGUGUCGACUUGUGACCGGGCCACUUGUCCUAUGUGUUUGCAGACUUCUGACAGAUCUACCUCGACAUCACCCGUCAAACAGGGUGACACAGGAAUUCAGGUAACCCCUCAGAGAAAAAUUCGAUCUACUAACACUCCCCACAUCAGUCACCAGACUCAAGAGAGUCAGACUGUCGUCGGUUUGGUGGAAUAUGACAAAGAACAACAGAGUAAUUUAUUAUCCAUGGACAAACUUAGCUGCAGCUUACCUAAUUUAGCAGGUGAAAUAUUAACAAACGAAAACAAAGAAAGCACAGAAUCUAAGUGUGUUGGUACCAAUGAUUUUGAGUGGGACAAUAUAUUAAAUACGAGUUUUAUUUCAUCUAUAUGUGAGAGUGUAGACACCGUAAACAUCCUGUCGUGUGAAAAAGAGACGUCAACCCCGCAUGUUCACUACAUAGACCAAUGGACAUUAACCACAAAACCACAACUUGUAAAUACGGGGGUUUCUCCUCCCAGGCCUGCCACAAUAGAUUCUGAGACCUCUACAAACCCUAUUAUAACAGUUGACUCAUCCACACACACAAAUGUUGUUACUCAACGAGAAAGUGCAACUGAAACGUACAUUUCCCUCACUGACAACGAAACUUUAACUGAACGGGUAUCGGUUGUGGAUGCUCAGAUUGGUGUUGAAAUCAUUAUGGAGAGUGUUGAGACAUCAAUGGACGUCCAUCACUUCCAAGAUCAGGGAUGUAUGACCUCUGACAGCGAAUCGCCGAUUAAACCAAAUUCUGAAUCCAUAGGCAUUCAGGCUGAUAUACUGAAAGACAACACAGAUACCAAGGGCUCGCUACAGUUGUCAGAAGUGGGAAUACAGACAAACUUUAGUUCUGUAGAUUGUGCAGUCUGUGAGCACCAGUUUGAGUUCUCUGAGGAGAGGCAUCAGUCUAGCUCUUGUUCCACGCGUCCUGUGAUACACAAACACGAUGUUGGGACUAUGGCCAUGUCGGUUUCGUCAUGCCUUUCUGAAGUGAUCGACCAUGGGACACAGACAUUGCAUGUGAGACUGUUGGACAAAUCUAUAGGUACUUCUCUGGAUCUUGAGGACAUGCCGCCGAGUCUGAGCUUGGAACAUCGAGAUGCUGCGACUUCAACUGAGUCGCUUCCAUACAUUGGAUUACUGAGUGAGCUGGACGUUGACGAUUUGAUAGUUGUUCCAGAAGCUCACUUUGACCUGCUGUCCAUCUACUCGACUGAUGACGAGGACGUGGAAAUGGUUGACGAUGAAACAUGCACAGAUAUCCAUCUGUAUGUUGAGGAUGGCACUCAGACACCGUUCACUGUACAGUCUCCAGAACCAAGUCCAACACUACCAACAGGACUUGAAGAUUCAAAACACUUAGUGAGUGUUGGUGUAAAUACAGUAUCGAAAAUGACCUUUGAAAAAGAGACAUGUACACCUAUACGGCACCUUUUUUCUAAAGGUACAAUGACAUUUUAUAUAUCAAAGACUGACAAAUCAACCAGUACAUUUAGUCAUACUAGACAAAUUGCAGAGACAAAAUAUGGAGGGUGUGUACAUAAGAGUCCUUCUGUUCCUAAAAUUAUAGUCGAACACAAAAACACCAUGACUUCAGUAGUGGAGUAUAAAGAUAUUGCUAUAGAAACAGAUUCUACACUAUUGGAUGGCAAAAUUACAAAGUGCAUUUCUAAAUUGAGAAAUGUUUCUGAGAAACUGAACAGUCCUACCUUUCGGCAGAGUUCUGAUGAUAUUUUCUUUGGAAAGUCCUUUGCAGGACGGUUGUCUGACUCUUCCGACCAAAGUUCGUCAACGCUACAUGACAGCAUGACCAGUUCACGGGAAGAAAAGCAUAAACAGGGGUCACCUGCAGACAAGCCUGAAUUUGAAAGACAGAAACAAAUCCAGCAAUUGUUGGCUGAAACGCAGGCUAUACUGAAUACAAAAGACAGCACAUCAUCGAACAAAAUAAGGACACAAGAAUCACCGAAACAGGUCACUGAGCAUCAUCGCCAAAAACACCACUUGCUUCAGAAAGAAAAACAAUCUGCUCUGUCGUCAGAAAGGGAACCGAACUUGAAUACUAAUACAGAUUCCCUCCCAAAUCAGCAUCUUCAUCAACACGAUGCACGCGAAAGGCAAACAGAUGAUUCUCAGACAAAUAGUAACAGAUGUGCUAAGGUUGUCGAGAGACCUCCUGGUCAGACAGAACAGUUCAAACCAGAAAAAUCCCCAGGUCGAAAAGCUCAGCCUAUAACAACAUUGAAAGGAAGAGGACCUGACAAAAAUAAGAACAGUGUCACCUUUGAAACUCACAGUCUUCCUCGCCAGUUCUCUGGAGAUUCUCAUCAAUCUGUAAAAAUGGGAAACCAGUUGAUCCCGCCAUCUCGUCUCCCUCUUCUUAGGUAUAAUUCUGCUCCUGGACGAAUUGCUACAGUGCCAACGCAGAAACUCCAAGAUAUGCAGAAAAGUAGAUAUUCACCCGUACGGACGUCUCCUCAGAGAGGUUCAUCUCCAAGUAAAAUUCCCAUCAAGGCUGCAGUCUGUGACCCAGUGAGUAAUGAAGUUGUAUAUUCACCCAAAUCAGCAUCCAAGAGUCCACAGCCGAGACCGUCACUUCCUUCAAUCUCUGAAGCGAGGACUCUGUCGUCUUGUUCAGAUACAUCAACAUCUUCAUUUGUCUCGGCUGACUCUGGAGAUUCAGGGACUCCUUCUUUGACAAUUUCGACCAUCACGACAUCGUCAGACCAAAUGGAAGCUAGUGCCAUGCCGACAACAAGCAGCCGAUCAUCGGCAGAAACGUCAUCGAUCGGGUCAGGGGACUAUGCUGACGAUGGAUGCAAGGCGUCUGAUGGCAAACAUCAGAAAAAGAGUGGCAGUUUAAACUUCAUGCAGCGUCUGCUUUCGAAGAAGAAGAAGGAACCAGAACCUGAAGUAAAACCAGAACCCAAAUCAGGAACACCAGGAGCGAAAUAUAGGGUGAAACAGACACCCCCAGAGCAACCAAAGCCACCAGCUGCUCCAAAGAAAGCAAGGGCAUUUGUUUAUGUAAGACAGAGGAUAUUUUCAAUCCAACAUGAUAAUGAGGACGAAAUGAAUGAGAAGCGAAAAGACAAAAACAAGCAGAAAAAAUUGGAACAAUCGAAGAAUGGAAAAAAAGGCAGUCAAUCUAACCAGGCAGAUUGACGGCAGGGGAUACCUUCGAGUUGUGAUUGGCUUAUUACCUGUUGUCAUAGGCGACCAGAUAAUGCAGAUUUAUAGAGUGAUUUUAAAAAUAAAAGUGGAUUCUUAUUUACAAUAGAUAUUUUUACACGCAUCCACCAUAUUUGGUUUGAACUACAGAUAACAAUUAAACAACCAAAAGUGUUUUGUGCGGAAUUCUAAAUUUGACAAGUUGACGUGUUACAAAGUGCACAUAGAUAUGAACGGAAUAUAUGUGCGAGUGCUGUGUUUACAGGUCGCCACUGGUCUGUACUGUUUAUAGCCUGAAGAAAAUGACUAAAUAUAACUGUAUGGAACUGUUCACUAGUAUUCGGUCGCUUGUGGUUCGUAGUGCAACUGCCUGCACUUGAUAAAUGGUAAAUUGUGAGUUGUAUUAGCCUCUAAUAGCCUUGCUGUAUCCGCUUAUUUUAAUAUUGAUCAUUAACCAAACACAUCCAUUCGUAUAGUUUAUUUUCCCCAGACUUAUACCCAAUUAAUGUUCAAGGUUACUGAUAUGUGGUUUAAUGAGAGAGAGAGAGAGAGAGAGAGAGAGAGAGAGAGAGAGAGAGAGAGAGAGAGAGAGAGAGAGAGAGAGAGAGAGAGAGAGAGAGAGAGAGAUGGAAGCUAUUGUGUUACACGAACUCGGGUAACUAACGCCCGCAAAGCUCGAAAUUAAUUUUGUAAAAGGGACAUUCCUGAGUUUGUUGCAUUGUAAGAUGUUUCAGACUAAUAAAAUAUUUCUACGA